This is a messenger RNA of Schistosoma margrebowiei, 2569 nucleotides long. The record is from the annotation of a GenBank genome assembly. Lineage: Eukaryota; Metazoa; Platyhelminthes; Trematoda; Strigeidida; Schistosomatidae.
CGCGGUUAUCAAAACAUACGUUACGUUUCAGCGUGCAAAUGACAAAUUAAUAAAUUUGUAGCCUUUUCUUCACCAAGGUGACCUUUUUUCCCCCACUGGGCUUGAUCUGGAAGUAUGACCGUACAUAUCAAUUGAUACGUGUGUGGUAAAUGUACAGACUGUGAAAAUCAAAAAAUAAAUGUCAUGCCCAUGACAAACUUACUUUGUGAAUAGUUUUUGAUAUUGUUUGCAUUUAUUCUGUUAAUUUCUAGUCUGUACAAUUACAAACACGUGUUAGUCAUACUGUCAAAAAAUCAGUGCUAAUAACAUGUCCCUGCUGUAGGUUGUAAGUAUGAUCAUCGUUUACGUAAACCUGAAGAAAAUUAGCCAGCAUAUUUAGUCGGGAAUUGGGCUACUUGGGUUAAAUUUCGAAAUAUUUUCUCUCUAGGAAGACGUUUCUACUGUUCUCUACUUCCUCAUUUUUGUUAGCCUGGGCUUUUUUACCCGUAUCCCUUUUGUUAACUCAUCCGUUGCGUCGUUUCUCUCACUAUUCCUAUAUUGUACAAUCGAACAAACCGAUUCUCGAAACUGAACCCGAAAUGUAAUAGGCUCAUUAUGGAAUAGGAAGCUGUAUAUCAGAGUGUUUAUUACAACCGCUUGUAAUGUAAUACGUAAAUACAUAUGAAAAAAUACACUCUUUCUUUCCUUAAAACUCGAAAGUAAAAUUGCCUUAUACUUUUCUUUUUACGAAAUUAGUCUUUCUUCCUGUAUUACAUCCUUAUGCACAGUCUUUCUUUUAUAUAUUACAACCACUGAAGUAAGUAAUUCCAUGUAUUCGGUGCUUAUCUUGUGCUAAUGAGGUAUGUUGACCUGAACUGGUGCAUGUGUGUGCCUGGUCCUACAUUGUAGCUGACUGAUAUAUAGAGGACGAUUCGUCAGGUUGCACUUUUAAAUAAGAUUCAGUGUCAUAAAAAAUCAAUUAUAAGUGGGUUCCUAUCACAUGAUAUGAAAUAAGUGGAAUGACUGCUUGGCAAUGAAUAACAUGACUGUCUGAACGGUAGGAAACGGAUCGAACAAAUAACUCAGAUUCACUUUGACUCAACUACGGAUUGAUAGGAAUAAAAUACAAUAAAAUAGAAUAUAAGGUCCAGUUUAUAAGACUAGGUCGUUAUUAUUAUACGCGUCUAGUCUGUGAGAUCAUCGACUUAAUUAGUUAGAAACUUGGAGCAUUCCCCCAUAAAUUAGUGAUGCUUUUUGAUUUCCAAGUCAUAAUGUCUAUUUUAAAUUGUUUUAUGUUUUUCGGGUCAUCUAUUCGAAACGAUUUUUUGUUUCUUUGUGUUGCAAUGUGGUCAUCAUCACCAGAAUGCCCUAAUCACAGUACACAACAUUUCAUUAUUGUCUUUUUUCAGAUUGUACUAUUUGUUUUUUCUCAAACUACUUUGAGUAUUUAGAUGGCACUGGUGGGUUAUAUUAACUCUCAAACCCCUGGACAUAUUUUAAACUAUUCUGAAAGCUUUUUUGGGGGAAAUCUCAUCACCUUUCCAAAUGUGAAACCACCACCUGUAGACAAAAUACAAUGCAUGGUUUGCCGUAAAACUAUGGACUUUAUUAUGCAGUUAUAUUGCCCGAUUGGCGAUUCAAAAUAUCACAGAGCACUUUAUAUUUUUGUAUGCAUAAAUGGUCCUUGUCAAUCCAGUGGAAACAACUGGAAGGUCUUGCGUUCACAAUACUCUAUAAAAUCCGAUCAGAAUUCUCAAUCGAAACCAUGCACAAAUUGGUGUGCUGAAUAUGAAAAUGAUAGUUCUGAUGGAGAAAGUUGGGGUCAAGAUGCUGAUAAAAGUUCAGAAAUUCAAUGUAAAGUUGAAAAUUUAAAUGAACAAUCGUCUUCUCUUAUUGGUCGCUUUCAAUGUUAUUCAGUUGAUAUCUACGAAGAUACUACUAUUACUACCACUGGUAGUAGUCAUACUGCAGAACCUGAAAUAGACACAACCAACCAUGAUGAUGACGAUAUUGAAAUCAAAUCCAGUUCACCAUCAAUUAAACACUUCCUAUCAAAAUGGUCAGAAAAAGCCCUAAUUGAUAAAGAGUUUAUUGAAGAAGACGAUAAUACUGGCCCUGAAGCUUUUAGCGAUGAAUUAUUAUCUUACAUUGCCAACAGAGGAGAGUAUGGAUGUGAAGAUAUUCGUUAUUGUUGGUCUGGCCAACCUAUUUUCAAUGGCCUUCCUCCAAGUGAUUUAGCAAAUUAUUCAACUUGUCAUCGAUGCGGUUCAGAACGAGUAUUUGAACUACAACUUUUCUCUACAAUCAAUAAUUCUCUUAAAUUAUCAACUUUAUUAAACGAAGAUUACGAUGGAGUAAAUGUUAGUUGGUUAUUAAAUAUUGUCACAGUAUUAAUAUUUACUUGUCGAGAUUCAUGUUGGUCACAAACAGCAGAUGAUUGGGUAGAAGAAUGUGUUAUAGUCCAAACAGAUAAAAAUGUAACUAAAAUAAUCUGUCCGUCAUAAUAAUAAUGAUUAGUCUGUAUAUAUGUAUUAUAUUGUAUAUAUCUAUUGUUUUAAUAUUGCCAAUAAAAUUAUAAUACGUACCAUUA